Messenger RNA from Arctia plantaginis, 687 nucleotides. NCBI's taxonomy places the organism in Eukaryota, Metazoa, Arthropoda, Insecta, Lepidoptera, Erebidae. The record is from the annotation of a GenBank genome assembly.
AUGUUGAUAAAUAGCCAUGUAAAGCGAUUUUUAGUGUCACAAUUUAAAUUGAAUUCCAAACUGAUUACGACAAGUCGUGCAAGGACUACAGCUGCAGCCCAGACUACUUCAUCAGAAGAUAUAAAGCAUCUGGACACCACAGACCCUAGUGUAAAUUAUAAAGGAAACUAUGAUAUCAUCAUUGCUGGUGGAGGAAUGGUUGGAUGUACUCUAGCUUGUGCUUUAGCAAAACACAAAUUACUUUCAAAUUUGAAAGUGUUACUAUUAGAAAGCAGUCCAUCCAAGAAAACUGAAAUAUCUCAGGAAUAUAGUAACAGAGUUGUUGCGCUAAAUCAAAAUACAAAGUCUUUGAUGCAAUCACUUAAUAUAUGGAAGCAUGUUGAAAAGAUAAGACUGCAACCUGUGAGAUAUAUGCAAGUAUGGGAUGCAAGUUCUGAUGCCAUGAUAUCAUUCAGUAGUGCCGAGCUGCUAGAUGAUGAUGUAGCUUAUAUAGUCGAAAAUGAUGUUUUACUCCACGCUGUCAACACAGAGUUACAUGCUACUCACAACGAUAAUGUCAACAUACUCUACAAUGCAAAGAUAGCUGGGUACCAGCUUCCUACAGGCACUGAGAAAUCCAAUAAGAGUACAGUGAAAAUGGCCAACGGAGACACAUACACGUGUCAACUAUUGGUAAGUACACACUAA